This is a messenger RNA of Penicillium coprophilum, 315 nucleotides long. Its product is annotated as coiled-coil-helix-coiled-coil-helix domain-containing protein. Gene Ontology annotation, cellular component: mitochondrial intermembrane space. The coding region runs from base 1 to 315 and encodes 104 amino acids. Gene Ontology annotation, biological process: mitochondrial respiratory chain complex IV assembly. The record is from RefSeq and is a predicted model, not a curated record. The transcript has 4 exons. NCBI's taxonomy places the organism in Eukaryota, Fungi, Ascomycota, Eurotiomycetes, Eurotiales, Aspergillaceae.
AUGAGUUUUGGAGCCCCCGGCGGUGGAUCGGUGAACUACAAGCCAUCACCACCCGAGCGCGGUAGCUUUCCUCUUGACCACGAAGGAGAAUGCAAGCACAUUAUCUCGGGAUAUUUGAAGUGUAUCAAGAUGAACAAAGGCACCAACGAUGAGGCAUGUCGCAAAUUGGCCAAGGAAUACCUCGCCUGCCGAAUGGACAAGAACCUCAUGGCGCCGGAUAACUUCGAGAACCUUGGGUUGAUCUUUAAAGAUGACAAACAACAGACACCAGCCACACCAGCUGCAGGCGCAACAAAUCCAGAACAGAAGAGUUGA